Amphibalanus amphitrite is the source of this 2541-nucleotide messenger RNA. Its product is annotated as homeotic protein spalt-major-like. The record is from RefSeq and is a predicted model, not a curated record. NCBI's taxonomy places the organism in Eukaryota, Metazoa, Arthropoda, Thecostraca, Balanomorpha, Balanidae. The transcript has a single exon. Gene Ontology annotation, biological process: regulation of transcription by RNA polymerase II. Gene Ontology annotation, cellular component: nucleus. The coding region runs from base 37 to 2229 and encodes 730 amino acids. Gene Ontology annotation, molecular function: DNA-binding transcription factor activity, RNA polymerase II-specific; RNA polymerase II cis-regulatory region sequence-specific DNA binding.
CCUUCCAAAGGCAGAGUUAUAUCUUGCUGCUGCCAAAUGGGAGAGUGGAUUAGGUACCUAUUGACUCACGGCAGUUGUUCGCUUGCAGAAGCUGUAAUUAUAGUAACUCUGUUAUGUCCCGCAGGUUUUGGCGGUAUGUUCUGGCCGGCCAGUGGACUCGGACUGCCACCGAUGGGCGUUACCUCCCUGCCCGGCGCGGAGACGGCCGCCCGACUACCGACCGGGACCGACUCGCCCGGGCCGCUCAGCUGGACAGCUCUCCGCGAGCUGGCGCUGCUCCAGUCCACUCUGUUCAGUCUGCAGCACCAGCAGCUGCUGCAGCUGGGACUGAUUCAGCAGCUGCAGAGCCAGCUGCAGCUGCCCGCGCACGACUCCGACUCCGAGUCGAUCGCAGAGGAUGGUGCGAGCAUCACUGACUCCGACUCAGUCGCACGGCCGGCAAACACCGAGUCUGGUGCCGGGGAACAGAAGUCAGUCGGCGCAGACCGAGAUCCGCCGGGAAGCGAACGAAGCCAGGCAAAUAUUACGCAUAUCAAACCGGAGUGCACCUCGCCGACCGGCCAGCAGCUGUCACUAGAGAACGAGCUCUCCGUGACCGCGGACCGGGCUCAGUCACCGCCCGUGUCGGAAGCCGCGCAGUGCCGGGAGGCGAGGUCAGGAGACCCGGCGCCGGCCGGUGGCUCCGACAGCACCGUGACGCUCGCCGAGCCCGGUCGUUCGGCGCCCCUCAGCUCGCUGGCACUGCUGCAGAGGAGCACCCAGCAGGUACUGGAUAGCGCCACUCGCACGCUCGGCGGUAGUCUGGCUGACGCCCUGUCUGCCGCCGACGGGCCGGCCGGCCGGCGCGACCCGCAGCCCAGCUCGGCCCGGCACCGCUGCCGCUACUGCGGUAAGGCGUUCGGCAGCGACUCGGCGCUGCAGAUCCACAUCAGGUCGCACACCGGGGAGCGGCCCUUCAAGUGUAACAUCUGUGGCAACCGCUUCACCACCAAGGGCAAUCUGAAGGUGCACUUCCAGCGGCACGUGGCGCGCUUUCCGCACGUGCCAAUGAGCACCGAGCUGGUACCGGAGCACCUGGACGCGCUGCACCCGCCGCUGUUGGCGCGGCUGGGCCAGCUGACACCGCCGCCUGAGGUCGGCCCGCCGCCACUCGAGGUCGGCCCGCCGCCGCUUUAUGCGCGUACUCUUCACGAGCCGGCAAAGCAGCCACUGCCGUCAGUCUCAGAAAGCUAUCGAGCGGCUGUGCCGGUCCAACGGGGGAAGAGAGCAGAGAACCCACCACCGCUGGCCGAGCAGCUGCUCCGACUGGAGACGCUGUGCCGUCUGCUGCAGCCGCCGCAGAAGCCGCCGCCGCAGCACCAGGAGAAAGACCACGGACCGAGAAAACGCCGGGACCGAGAGCCCACUGCGCUGAGGGAGAGACCAGAGGAGAGGGGCGCCGCAGUGCCUCGAACUGAGUUCCGACCGAAUGCGCUGGAGGACGAAGAAGGAGGGAUGGACACCGCUAAAAUCAAGCGGGUCAGAACACCCUGCAACGAAAAGAGCGGGAUAACACUGACUGAUCUUGCGAUAAAAAAUGAGCCACAAGAAGAGACUCCCGUUGAACCCAGUGAAUAUUUCCGUGCCCGUUCGAUGAUGGAUCGGCACCGUGUCUUUGAGUGCCGUGCCGAGCUCGUUAGGCCUGGGUACGGCUGGGCACCCGCUUCUGCGGCCGUGAUGCGGUGCGGUGGGGGCUCUCCGCUCGCCGUACCGAGGCCUGACCCCUCCGGCUCCGACUGGGAGGCACUGAGGCCGAGUCCGGUCGCCUCGGCCGGCGGCAGCCAGUGUUCUGUGUGCGGUCGCGUGCUCUCGUGUCGGUCAGCGCUGCAGAUGCACUACCGAACACACACCGGUGAGCGGCCGUACCGGUGUCGGGUGUGCGGCCGUGCCUUCACCACCAAAGGCAACCUGAAGACGCACGUAGGCGUGCACCGGGGACGGGCGCCGUCGCUGCCGCGAACCACCCCGUCGCGAGUGGUAAUGAGGUCAACAGACGUGACUGUUCCAUCCUCGUCCGACCGGCGAGCUGAUACGAGUGGGAUGGUCAGCACGGGCCGGCCGGCGGUGCUGGACCUGACCCGGAGCGUGGCGACUAGCCUCCCGCACGGUGAGGUCGCCGGCCGCCGCUCUACCUGCACCGAACGGCACGGUGCCGAGGACUGCGGGACUGAUGACCGUAUCCGUCACUAAUUCACUAACCAGCAAUUGGCUGGCGUUUGUAUUGCGUAGUCAAAUUUAUCUAUACCAGUGACUGCAUACGUAGAGGCUCAGGCAUCAAUUCCAAAGUAAUCUUGGAGGCAUCCAAACGUUCUUUCUUUUAGAUUGUACUUUGUAGACCGUUCAUUUGUAUUGGAACUUUUAGGAACUGUGGUUUUGUGUAUCAUGGUAUCAUGGUAUAGCCCGUUUAUUUUACAGUGUUGAUGAAUGUAAGAAAAUACGACAAGUUACAGUGGUGGCGGAACACCUUCAAUAAAGGGAGGGGGCGGGCACUGCCGACUUUUG